UGAGCAUGGCGCGGUCCAUGGGACAUGAUAGAACGAGACGCCCGCAAUUGAAUAUCGAGGAUGAAGAGGAAGAUGAUCCUGUAGAAAAAAUGUUGAAAAAGACAGGAUGUUUAGAACUCCAUUAUGCUGUGCAGGAGUGUAUGGCUGACCACAAAGACUGGAGAAAAUGUCAGGAACAAGUAGCUAAAUUCAGAGCAUGCAUUCAGGCCCAACAAAGUGCUAUAAAACCUGAAAGUAAAGACUAAACAACUGAAGCAAAUGAGAAUAAAACAACAACAUUAAAUUAGUGUGUGGUAUUUCAUUUUUAAUUCCUGCAGUAAAGAAACCAUAAUGGACUUCCAGUCAGUUAUUUUUGGUAGUUUGUGAAAUAGUGUAAUAUCGAUCUUAUGAUUUUAUAAAAACAAUGCUGAAUGUUCUGUAAUAGGACAUCAUUACUAAAUAUUGAUAGCUGAUAUUUUUCAAGUUUCCAAUUAAAAAAGUAUUUUAUCUUUUAUUAUUUAUGUAAUAAAUGUUUUUGAUUUGUUAACAACCAUGUGGCAAAUGAAAUAUUGUUUUUCCAAACACAGUGAAUAUAAAUAUGAUGUAAAACAACUAGUGAGAUAGUGUACAUAAAAUGACAUACAAUAAUAACUGCAUUUACAUUUAUCAACCAGUAUGUUAAAAUAACUUUAUUUUCUAUCAUACUGAAUCAAAUAUUAAAAGAUAUCCCCUUUGAACAUUUUUUUUUCUUAGGCUGACAACUUAUAGUAUUUAUCUCAAUGAUAUAGUAAUUUAAAACUUGAUAACGAGGAACCCACUUUUUAGAAAAUAAUUUUUGAGAUGGCUUGACUGGGUA
Limulus polyphemus (Atlantic horseshoe crab) is the source of this 835-nucleotide messenger RNA. RefSeq names its product cytochrome c oxidase assembly factor 4 homolog, mitochondrial-like. Gene Ontology annotation, cellular component: mitochondrial intermembrane space. The transcript has 2 exons. NCBI's taxonomy places the organism in Eukaryota, Metazoa, Arthropoda, Merostomata, Xiphosura, Limulidae. Bases 6 to 245 code for a protein of 79 amino acids. Gene Ontology annotation, biological process: mitochondrial respiratory chain complex IV assembly. The record is from RefSeq and is a predicted model, not a curated record.